UGUUAAGGCCCUGCAUCACAUGAAACCCAUUGAGCCUGAAGAUGCAGAAUUGUGCACAAGGAACCACACAGUAAAAGAUCAGCAUACAAUUAUCAUUGAUGAAGCCUGUGAAUGGACUGUCAAGGCGUCUGAUAAAUUCGCCCAAUUGUUCUUCACGGCUACGCGUCUGGAAAAUGAUGCCCGAUUGUGUGAUACAGACGAUAGUAUUCAGGUAAAGGAAGAUCUUACUGAUAACACGGUAGCCACAUUAUUGAACAUCAACUGCUCUACACCAUAUAUGGUCCAGCUUAUGUUCUCAUCGACUGCGAAGGUGAAGGUCAAGGCAAGUGGAGCAGACAUUAUAUUGAACAUGACCUUCAAAGAAUAUAGAAAGCAAGACUUCUUCAUUUCGUCAAAGGAAGAGGGUUACUCGCAGAAAAAUUGCCACGAGUUUUUAGAUACUAAAAUGCAAAUUGGAGUUAGGAAUCUCUCUGUGGGGGAAAUGUUGAAACCAACGGAGCAUGAAUUCCUAAAGUUCAACCACACUUUCUUCGAAUCUAACAACGGAACAAUUGUGCAGGGGAUGCAAACCUGUGAUAAAAAAUGCUCGACAUCAGACUUCUUUACUUUCCAUGAUACGGUCUGUUACUGUUUGGAUGGCACACUAGGGAUUGAUACCAUGGCGAAAUAUUGCUCGUUCCCUUGCCAAGAAAACCUUCGGGAAAUGUGUGGAAGGCCGAACUACCUAACAAUUUACAGUUCAGACUCAAUUACUACCUGUCAACUCCUACACACAGGCUCCGAAGUUUUUUUUUACACGCACAUAUGCCCACUGCUCAACACAACGAAGGAACAUUUGCCAAAACGAACUUUGUGGACAGACGUUUGAAGAAAACAAAGGUGUCUAUAAUUUUACGGCCAAACCUGGUAAGCAUGAAUGUACCUGGAAAAUCAGUGUGGGGUUUGACGUCGCAAUAAACGUGAGUGCUGAGAUGGACACUCAGUCAAUGGUACAGAUCUGCUUGAAACACGAGUUGAGUAUUUUCACGAAAACCCAUUCGACUGCUAAUUUAACAGAUAAGUCGUUAUGUAUGACUGGACUUAUCGAUUUCUUCGGUGUGGGUCCAGUCUUUAUCAACUUAAAUACAGAUAGCACAACAUCAACCACAGUGAUCUUC
Mya arenaria is the source of this 1157-nucleotide messenger RNA. RefSeq lists its product as uncharacterized. The record is from RefSeq and is a predicted model, not a curated record. Bases 20 to 868 code for a protein of 282 amino acids. The transcript is spliced from 9 exons. Lineage: Eukaryota; Metazoa; Mollusca; Bivalvia; Myida; Myidae.